AAGGCUGGCUGUGGCUGCCGCUGAGGUCACUGCGCUGGGAAAAUAGACUGACUGCCUCCACUACACCGCCUCCAUUUUGAAUAGCCAUGUAAUAGGGGAUUCGCAUAGUUUGUGUGCGUAUCGCCCACUGCGCUGCGUAGUGUCAACAAGCCACAUCCAAACAUCCCUCGACAUGGACGACCUGUUCAGUCCGCGGAGGAGCCUGAACAGCACACAAGGCGAAAUAAGAGUGGGGCCCAGUCAUCAGGCCAAGCUCCCAGAGUUACAACCGCGACCUCAGUCUUGUUUACAGGCACAGACUGAGAAUGAGGAACUCAUGUGGACACCAGGGGUCAAUGACUGUGACCUCCUCAUGUAUCUCCGAGCAGCCAGGAGCAUGGCAGCAUUUGCAGGAAUGUGUGAUGGUGGAUCCACUGAGGAUGGAUGCUUAGCAGCCUCUCGUGAUGAUACCACACUCAAUGCACUUAACAUGCUCCAUGCAAGCCAUUAUGAUGCUGCAAAGGCUCUCCAACGCCUUGUUAAAAAGCCACUGCCAAAGCUUAUUGAAAAGUGCUGGUCAGAGGAUGAUGUGAAACGUUUCAUUAAAGGCCUCAGGCAGUAUGGGAAAAAUUUCUUUCGCAUUCGGAAGGACUUUCUACCCUGCAAGAAAACUGGCGAGUUGAUCACGUUUUACUACCACUGGAAGAAGACUCCUGAGGCUGCUGGAACCAGAGCCUAUCGACAGCAGAGGCGCCAGCCAUCUGCACGCAAAGCCAAGACACGCUCUGCUGCAGCUUCUUCAAACGCACCAUCACAAAAUUAUUCAAAUGAAGCAAGUUCAGCCAGUGAGGAUGACCUUGAUAGUGAGGACAGUGAGCAAGAUGUGAAGAGCUGUAGCCAUUGUGGUACAACUAACUCAAAGGAUUGGCACCAAGGGGGCAAGAACAAUCCUGUGUUGUGCACACGCUGUCGCACAUACGAGAACAAACAUGGCUGCCUUCCACCAGCUCAAAAAUCGGGCGGCUCCUUGUACAUGUUCAAACCUGUGAAGGAGGAAGAGGAGGUGAACAGCAAGCAUGGCAUGAGGACACGGCGGAGUAGAGCACCUCAGUUAUCAUCUUUACGAAGUGGCCACAGGAGAAUCACUGGCUCCCCCAAUAAUGAUGAUCGUAACAGUCAUUCUGGGUGUGCUACAAGAGCAUCUGCUGCUGACAAUAAAAACGACUCAGCAAAGAGGGCAAACAAGAAAAUAAAAGAGGAGGUUGUGCCACCAAAAUCAACUAAAAGAGUUCGGGAGAGCCCAGCGAUUGAAACUGACGAGUCAGAAAAAAUCACAGCUAAAAGGCCAAAGACUCAGGAUCCUCAGGGCUCCCGGUCAGAGGGAGAGGCUGAGAUUGAAGAGGAAAGCUCGUCAGAAAGCCGCAGUGCUCAAGAUGAUGGCAGCAGUGACACCAAAGAUAUUGAUCAGGACAACCGCAGCUCAUCUCCCAGCAUUCCCAGCCCUCAACAGGGCAACGAGAGCGACUCUGACUCCUCUGCACAGCCCCACGGCGCUCAAUCAGAGCCAGCUGCAGCUUCUUCAGCAAGUGAUGCAUCAGCUUCACACACUGUUCCAUGUCAGGGGCCUACUGUCAUUCCUCCACCUCCUCAGAGGACCCCCUCUGCUGGCUCUGCCAACAGCCCUCCACCUCCAUCCACGGAAUCACUUCAGACCAGCACCAGUCAGACAACCACUGCCUCUAACAGCCACACACAGCCUGCUCCACCCUCUACAACUGGUCCUCCAGGGCAGGACGCUCCCCUCUCUGCACCAUUCCAGGUCCCGUCUGCAGUAAACGGUGGGAGCCCACAACCCCUGCCUUCACAGCCAUCCCAGAGAGCACCAAUCUUCUCUAGAGACCCUCAGCUUCAGCAGAGUCCUUUACUGGGACCACAGAUCAAACCACCUCCCACAACCCCCAUCCCUCCUUCACACAAACAAAUGCCACAUCCGCCUGCUGCCCCAUACCCACAGAUGCCUGCCAACCUGCCUCCUCCUCCUGCCCUGAAGCCACUCAACGCUCUGCCUAACCAGCACCCCCCUGGGGCAGCCCCUCCUCCUCUGCAGAUGAUGCCACAGCCUGUGCCCACCCAGCUGCCAGUCAUCUCUCAGGUGCAGAACCUUUCUGCCAAAGGCAUGAGUGUUCCUCAUCUACCUUCUGCACCCAGCACCAUCACAUCUGUUACUGCAUCUGCAAUCAGCCCCAUCCAGAGCCUUCAGUCGUCAAUUCCUCCUCUGCGACCCUCGGGUCCCACAGGCUCACAGGUUCAGGUAAAAGAGGAGCCAUUGGAUGAGAUGGAGGAGCCAGAGAGCCCGCCUCCUCCCCCCAGGAGUCCCUCUCCACAACCAACUGUGGUUAACAUGGCCAGCCAUGCCAGCCAGUCUGCUAGGUUUAUUAAACACCUGGAUCGUGGGUAUAACUCCUGUGCAAGAACAGACCUCUUCUUCACUCCACUGUCAUCCUCAAAGUUGGCCAAGAAGAGAGAAGAGGCGGUGGAGAGGUCCAGAAGAGAGGCAGAGCUCAGUGCUCGACAAGAACGCGAACGGGAGAAGGACAGAGAGAGGGAAAGGGAGGUAGAUAGGAGCGUGAAAGCCUCUAGUUCCUCCCUUGAAAGUCGAAUGAGUGAAGCUCAGAUGACAGCCCAUGGGCGGCCCUCCUUUGAGCAGCCUCCCACCACUGUUGCUGCUGUUCCUCCAUACAUAGGCCCCGAUACCCCCGCUCUGCGCACACUGAGUGAAUACGCUCGGCCUCACGUUAUGUCUCCCACCAACAGAAACCAUCCUUUCUAUGUGUCCCUGAGCCCUGGAGACCCCCUGCUGGCCUACCACAUGUCCGGCCUAUACAGUACUGAUCCUAGCCUCCGGGAGCGUGAGCUUAGAAACCUGAGAGAGAGAGAGCUGCGGGAGAGGAUGAAGCCUGGAUAUGAAGUCAAGGCCCCAGAAUUGGAGACAUUGCACCCCUCCGCUAACCCCAUGGAACACUUUGUUAGACACGGCGCUCUGGCUCUCCCUCAUAUUCCCGGGCCUCCUCAUCCCUUUGCACCGUUUCAUCCUGGGCUUCUGGAGCGUGAGAGGAUGGCACUAGCGGGACCACAACUGCGGCCAGAGCUGAGUUACGCUGAGCGGCUGACUGCAGAGCGCCUUCAUGCUGAGAGGAUGGCCUCGGUGGCCACAGACCCAGCUGCCAGGCUACAAAUGCUCAAUGUGACGCCACAUCACCAUCAGCACUCACACAUUCACUCUCACCUCCAUCUGCACCAGCAGGACCCUCUCGGCCAAGGUUCCAGUCCCCAUCCUCUGGUGGAUCCUAUGGCACCUGGGCCACGUUUGGCCAGAUUUCCUUUCCCUGGAGGACCAAUCCCAAACCCACUGCUCAGUGAUCUGCCUCAUGAUCAUGAGAUGCUGAGGCACCCGUUGUUUGGACCUGCAUAUCCAAGAGAGCUGCAGGGUCCGAUCCCUCAGAUGUCUGCUGCCCACCAGCUCCAGGCCAUGCAUGCCCAGUCUGCAGAGCUGCAGAGGAUGGCUAUGGAGCAGCAGUGGCUACAUGGGCAUCACCUUCACGGAGGGCCUAUACCCAGUCAGGAAGAUUAUUACAGUCGGCUGAAGAAAGAAGGUGACAAGCCAUCGUAACUAUUAGUUGGUGCAUGCUAAUAAGCCUAUACUAGUACCCUAAGGAAUACUGUGUACCCAAUAAGAGUGUAAGAGAAUAAUGGAUGUUUGUUAAUAUCUGCUUUUAAUAUAUUUUAGAAGAAAAAUCCUAGUGUAUUGUUAUGUGCAUUCCUCGUAUAGCACUUAAUGGGACUGUCAAAGUCUGUCAGAGAUUUUCAUAUCUACUCUUUCUACUAGUUUUAUCAAAUCAUUGACAUAUUUAAUGCUGAAAAGUGACAGUUAUUUCCACGAACUGUUUCACAGUUUCUAACUAAGUGAAGAAUAAUGAUAUUUAGUAAAGGAUAUGAAAACAGUACAUCUUUGGGGGUUAACUUUAGAUAUCUAUGGUUUUAAAUUUGUUUCAACUGUAUCAAUGGCAUUUAAAAUCAGUGUUUGGAUGAUUGUAAUGGACCUAGCAUGAUUCAGUCUGUUUCCACUAAUCUAGAGUAGCAAGUUGCAUUGUUGUUUAGAAAGCAUAGUCUAAGUUGGUUUACUCUAAAUCUGCUAAAUAUUUGUGUAAAUCCUGAAGUUUUAUAUCUAUCUUUUCACACUUAAACUGAAGCUUUUAUCCUUUGUUUCUGAGAGUGUAAAUAUUACAUGUUCACAAUAUUAGAUGAAUGAGUUCUAUUGAUAUAGCAGUAGAAGUGAACUGCCGCCCCCUUAAUUUAGCACGAGAUCAUUAACUAUAAGCUAUUACAUGAAGUAUUAUAAGCUGACGCAAUAAUUCAUUUGUCAGAGGAAAAUCAUGUUGACGCCAAUACUAGAAUUGACUAAAAGGUUUAAUAAAAAAAUGAACUCCUGCCAUUUUAAUUGAAUUUGAACAACUGCUAAGACAUUUAAUAUUUAUGGGACAUAAUAUAAAAUUGUAUCCAUUACAUAUUUAUUUCAAUAAAUUACUCUUUUGGCAUAAAA
This is a messenger RNA of Boleophthalmus pectinirostris (great blue-spotted mudskipper), 4579 nucleotides long. RefSeq names its product arginine-glutamic acid dipeptide (RE) repeats b (gene rereb). Bases 173 to 3649 code for a protein of 1158 amino acids. The record is from RefSeq and is a predicted model, not a curated record. Gene Ontology annotation, molecular function: transcription corepressor activity; zinc ion binding; sequence-specific DNA binding. The transcript has 17 exons. NCBI's taxonomy places the organism in Eukaryota, Metazoa, Chordata, Actinopteri, Gobiiformes, Gobiidae. Gene Ontology annotation, biological process: regulation of DNA-templated transcription. Gene Ontology annotation, cellular component: nucleus.